AUGGCCGAGGGGCUGUUGCGCUGUGGGACCCUGGUGCUGUGCGGGACCCUGGUGCUGUGCGGGACCCUGGUGCUGUGCGGAACCCGGCUGGCUUUGGCAGCAGGUGAGCGGCAGAGUGACCGGGACUCUGGCCGGGGCUCCUGGGCUCAUGCAUCUCUCCCCCAUUCCGUGAAAACUGGGGUCUCCCUUGAGGUUCAUGCAUCCAACCAUUUACUCUCCCUCCCUACAGGGACAGUUGAAUCUCCCACACCAGUGCCUCCGUUUCGCAGAGUGGAUAUCAUUCUGCUCUGCUCCUAUGUGGGAGAAGAUGCGAGAGGCUUACACCCUGCCUUUCGCAGCUCAUCCUCUGAGCAUUCUGCUGCCUUGGUGCUGAGGGGCAUCAGCGUCAGAGAUGAUGGAAACUUGGAUGAUGUAACCGAGUACAAAGUCCCGCUGGAAGAUUCUGGCUCCCCUUCCAUUGUUUUUGAAGCCUCAGUCCAGUCAGUGUCCAUCCCACAUGCAGAGUCCCUGCUGCAUGCAGACUGUGAUGGGGAGGAGGUGAACUGCGAGAUCUCUCCAUACAGCUCCCAGCAGGCUACUGAAGGAACCUGCCAUACCUCCUGGUUCAUGGCCACCAUGCAACUCUCUGGCACAAUCAGCAUUGCCCUGGUACUCAGAGGACCUCACUGUGACAGCCCACAGGAUGAGGAGGAGCACCAUGCAGCACUGCACCCAGUGUUGAGGAUUCCUGUGAGCAAGGAGGGGACACUGCUGACCACAGUUGAGUUCCAGUCCUCAUCACAAAGCACUUCCCUGCAUGUGGGUCUUGGCAGCUCAGUCACCCUCGACUGCCGCUUUGCCUUGGCUCCCAGCUCCUCACUGUCCUCCCUGGGCUGGAGGAAGCAGCACCGAGGCAGUGGACAAAGCCUUUUCUGGUACCAGGUGGGGAGCCCAGGUCCAACAGCGCAGCCAAAAGUCCAUGUGGAUGUGGUGGAGCUGCUGGGGAGUGGAGAUGCAUCACUUAGCCUGCGAGAAGCGAGCGUGGGAGAUGAAGGGAUGUACAUCUGCUCUGUGUCCACCCUGCUGCACCAGGCCCAGCACAUCAUCCAGCUGCAAGUGGUCGAGCCUCCAAGAGUCCAUGUCAUUCCAGCAGUGGUGUCAUUUGACAGAGAAGUGACAGCUACUCUGACCUGCAUCAUUGCUGGCUAUUACCCCCUGGAUGUCUCAGUGAGAUGGACACAGAGGACUCCUGAAAAUGCUCACAUGGAAGUCCCUCUGUCAAACACAGGUCUCUCUAGCCACAGACAAAACCAAGAUGGCACCUACAGCAUCACCUCUUACCUCAGCAUCAGCUCAGACACGGCACAGGCACCAGCCACCUACAGCUGCCACGUUUCACACGUGGCUCUGGCAAAGCCUAUCUCUGUGAGCAGCCAUCUUAAGGCACCAGAGAACACAGGACCAGAAAACCUGUUGGGGUGUUUCAUUGCUACGGUCAUUCUCAUCGUUGUCUUCUUCGUUGUGCUCAGGAGAAGAGCAGGACCCGCGGCUGUCUCGGCACUCGACUAA
Molecule: messenger RNA, 1548 nt
Organism: Dryobates pubescens (Downy woodpecker)
Lineage: Eukaryota; Metazoa; Chordata; Aves; Piciformes; Picidae
Product: tapasin-related protein
Exons: 7
Coding region: 1-1548 (515 amino acids)
Source: RefSeq, a predicted model, not a curated record